Messenger RNA from Adineta steineri, 4518 nucleotides. The record is from the annotation of a GenBank genome assembly. Lineage: Eukaryota; Metazoa; Rotifera; Eurotatoria; Adinetida; Adinetidae.
AUGCCACCUACUAUAACUUAUCCGUCAGAGAUUCUUUGUGAACUACAAGAAAACACUGAAUCUAUUCGUAAUAUAUGUAUAUUGGCUCAUGUUGAUCAUGGCAAAACAACGCUAGCUGAUGAUUUGCUUGCUUCGAAUGGAAUUAUUUCGACACGUUUAGCCGGUAAAUUACGUUUAAUGGAUAGUCUAGAAGCAGAACAAAUUCGUGGUAUUACCAUGAAAUCUAGUGCUGUUUCACUUGUUCAUGAAAAAGAUAAUAAAAAAUAUUUAAUUAAUCUUAUUGAUACACCUGGACAUGUAGAUUUUUCAUCUGAAGUUUCAACUGCAGUUCGUCUUUGUGAUGGUGCCAUUAUACUUAUUGAUGUAGUUGAAGGAGUUUGUCCUCAGACUUUAGCAGCACUUCGACAAGCAUGGCUUGAAAAUUUACGUAUUAUUUUAGUUCUUAAUAAAAUUGAUCGAUUAAUUAUUGGACUUAAAAUGAGUCCACUUGAAGCUUAUUUGCAUAUUCGUGCUAUUCUUGAACAUUUGAAUGCUGUUGUUGCAGAACAAUUUGCAUCGUUAUUAUUAGAAAAAUGUGGUGAACAAGAAGUUCCCGAAGAAGCAAAGAAUGAAAAUAAUGAAGAUGAUGAUGAUGAUUGGGCAAAAAAUGAAUCACGAAUAUGUUUUUCACCACAGAAUAAUAAUGUGCUUUUUGCUAGUGCAUUGGAUGGUUGGGCAUUUGGAAUUCAUCAUUUCGCUGAUAUAUAUGCAAAAAAAUUAUCACUUAAACGAGAAGUAUUAAUGAAAACAUUGUGGGGUGAUUUUUAUUUUGAUAAAAAAACCAAACGAGUUCAUAAAGGAGCACAAAGUAAAGGUCAAAAACCAAUGUUUGUUCAAUUUAUUCUUGAAAAUAUUUGGAGUGUUUAUGAUGCAAUUAUAAUUCGACGUGAUAAUGAUAAACUAGAGAAAAUUGCUACGUCAAUUGGUGCUAAGUUAACUCCACGAGAUAUUAAACAUACUGAUCCAAUGGUUCCGUUACAACUUCUUUUCAAUCAAUGGUUACCUGUUGCUUCAGCUGUGUUUGAUAUGGUUGUUGUUGAACUUCCACAUCCAAAAGCAUUAAAUACGGAAAAAAUUGAACAAUUAAUGUGCAAUAAAAAUCGUCGUUUUGAUACUUUAUUACCAGAAACACAACAAUUAAAACAAGCAUUUGUUAAUUGUUCAAGUGAUGAUCAAGAACCAGUAAUAAUCUAUGUUUCAAAAUUAUUUUCUGUACAUAGCAGUGCCUUAUCACAAAAUAGACACAAACCAUUAACUACUGAAGAUAUAGCACAACGACGUGAAUUUCUCAAACAAAAACAACUUGAUAAAACAACAGCCAAUGAAGACUCUACUAAUCAAUCUGUAGAAAAUGGACACGCUAUAACAGAGAAUAUUGUUGCAAAUGCAACAAAAACGGAAUCGAGUGAACCUGCGGAUGAAAAUGCUUUUCUUGCAUUUGCACGUGUUUUUAGUGGACGAAUAAAACGAGGACAAAAAGUUUUUGUUCUUGGUCCUCGUCAUGAUCCAGCAUUAUUUGUUGGCAAAGAUCUUAAUGAAAUGUCUGCUCAUAGUAUUUCUCAUCAUGUACAUGAAUUUAUUGUACAAGAUCUUUAUCUAAUGAUGGGUCGUGAAUUUACAGUACUUGAUCAAGUACCUGCUGGAAAUAUAGUUGCUAUUGGUCAAUUAGAUUCUCUUGUAUUAAAAUCAGCAACAUUAUCAACAAAUAUAUUUUGUCCAUCAUUUACUGGUCUUCAUUUUGAAACAUCACCUAUUGUUCGUGUAGCAAUCGAGGCGAAAAAUCCAUCUCAAAUGAAACAACUUCGACGUGGUAUGCGAUUAUUAAAUCAAGCUGAUCCACUUGUUGAAUGUACAUUGAAAGAUACCGGUGAAUAUAUUCUUUCAACAGCUGGUGAAGUACAUUUACAAAGAUGUAUCGAUGAUCUUACUAAAAUUUAUGGUCGUGUUGAAGUUAAUGUUUCUGCACCAAUUAUUCCAUUUCGUGAAACAAUUAUUCCACCACCGAAAGUUGAUUUUCUCAAUGAAGCAUUAGCAGGUCAACAACAACAAUUUAAAUCAAAUAGAAUAACAAAAGAACGACCUCCAUGGUUAUUAGAGGAUGGUUUAGUUGAAUUAAGUACACAAAAUCAUCAAUGUACAUUUCAUUUGCGAGCAGUACCAUUACCUGAUUCAGUUACUCGUUUAUUGGAUGAGAAUGCUUCAUUACUAGCAAUAAUUGAACAAGUACAAGGUCGUGAUGAUAGAAAAGUAACAGUUGAAUUAAAUGAUCAAACACUUAAUCAAAUUCGUCAAUUACGAGAACGUUUAAAUGAAGAAUUUAUUGCAGCUAAUGGAAACAUGUGGAAUUCGGAUACAGUUGAUGAAAUAUGGUCAUUUGGCCCACAUAGAUGUGGACCUAAUCUAUUACUUGGUCGUAUUCCAAAUAGUAUUUAUAAACAACGUCAUACAUCCAUUUGGACUACCGCAUUAAAUAAUCAAACAAAAUCAAAUACAAAUUCAUCAUCAUCAUCAAAAGAUGAUUAUGAUUUAAGUAUUGUUAGUGGAUUUCAAUUAGCAACUGCUAAAGGAUCAUUAUGUGAUGAACCAUUGAUGGGUGUUGGUUUUAUUAUUGAACGAUGGACACUAGAUACAAUUAUUAAUAAUGAUGAAGAACAAGAAACAUUAGAAAAUAAUGAUGUUGAUUCUUCAACAGCAGCAACAACAACAAUGAUAAAUCCAAUUGAUGAAGUAGAAAGUGUACUAGAAACAUUGAGUAUAAUAAGUGAUGAAUCCUCUGCAUUAAAUACUCAAGAAAAACCUCGUCGUGUUAUUGAUAAAUCAAAAAUUGUUAUUAAACGUGGACCACUUUCAGGUCAAAUAGUAUCAACUAUACGUGAUGGUUGUCGAAAAGCAUUUGAUUCUCAACCAAGACGACUUGUUGCAGCGAUGUAUAAAUGUGAACUUAUGGUCAAUGCUGAAGCAUUAGGUCGUGCUUAUUCAGUUUUAAAUAAACGAAAUGGACGUGUAUUAAAUGAAGAUAUGAAAGAAGGAACAAGUACAUUUAUUAUUCAAGCUGCAUUACCAGUAGCUGAAAGUUUUGGUUUUGCUGAAGAAAUGCGUAAAAAAGCGAGUGGUUUAGCAUCACCACAAUUAUCCGGUAAAACUUAUUGGGAAAUAAUUGAACUUGAUCCAUUUUGGGAACCUCAAACAGAAGAAGAAUUUCUUCAUUUCGGUGAAAAAGCUGAUUUUGAAAAUCGUGCAAAAAAAUAUAUGAAUGAUGUUCGUCGACGUAAAGGUUUACGUGUGGAAGAAAAAAUUACGAUGGUUUCAGCUCUCAUACAAAAUGCAAUCAUUUCGCUGAUUGUUACUAGUAUUACAUAUAGUAUUGCGUUUCUUUUGAGUUAUUUGAAUAAAAACAAAUUGAUUACAAAUGAAGUUUCGCGAAAAGUUGUUCAUAUUGGUGGUGGAACACUUUAUCUUGCUCUUUAUUUUUAUAAUGAUAAUGGAUAUUUAUCAAAAUAUUUAAAUAUAUUUCCAUAUGCUCUUUGGACUGUUAUACUUCUAUGGAAAAGUCAACAAAAGUCUUUUGAUAAUCGACAACAUGAUCUUGUUAUUGAUAUAAUGACUCGUCAUCGUCAUCAAUAUGAACUUAUACGUGGACCACUUUUUUUUAAUUUUGUAAUAAUUAUAUGUGGUACUGUUCUGUAUAGAACAGUAUUAGGAUCAAUGAUCAUGGCUAUAUUAACAUGGGGUGAUGGCUUAGCUGCUGUUAUUGGUAUGCGUUAUGGUUAUAAACGAAAAAUUUAUGGGUCAAAAUCAUUAGAUGGUUUUUUGACCGUAUUUAUUGUUGGAAUUAUUGCGUCAAUGCUACAACCAUUGAAACAUAUUCUUCAACAAAAACGAAUUAUAUUAGCUAGUAGUUCACCACAACGAAAACAAUUACUACAAUCAAUUGGUUUACAAUUUGAUAUAAUUGUAUCGGAUUUUGCUGAAGAUCUUGAUCUUACAUCUUAUAAAGAAAAUCUUUCUCAAUAUGUUAUUGAUACAGCUGAACAUAAAUGUCGUCUUGUGUAUAAUCAAUUGAAAUUAAAUGAGAAUGAAAAAAAAAAUUUAAUUAUUAUUGGUGCUGAUACAAUGUGUUUACAAAAUAAUAUAGCGUAUGGUAAACCAUCUGAUAAAGAUGAUGCUUUUCGUAUGCUUAAAGCAUUCUCGAAUAAUACACAUCAAGUAUGCACUGGUGUAUGUAUCCUACAGGGAGAUAUGACAAUGCGAACAUUUUCUGAAACAACUGAUGUAAUAUUUGGUGCAAUUGAUGAUGAAACUAUUCGAGCCUAUGUUGAAACAGGUGAACCAAUGAAUAAAGCAGGAAGUUAUGGUAUUCAAUCUUUAGGUGCAACAUUAGUAAAAAAAAUUAAUGGUGAUUAUUUUAAUGUAGUGGGUUUUCCGAUUUAUCAUUUUUGUAUAGAAUUAAAAGCAUUGCUUAAUGCUGAAAUAAAAUAA